Molecule: messenger RNA, 1342 nt
Organism: Zonotrichia leucophrys gambelii
Lineage: Eukaryota; Metazoa; Chordata; Aves; Passeriformes; Passerellidae
Gene: TMEM61
Product: transmembrane protein 61
Exons: 3
Coding region: 419-1123 (234 amino acids)
Source: RefSeq, a predicted model, not a curated record
CGGGCACCCCUGACAGACCCCGCGGUGCCUCGGGGACGGGCACAGCCGGGAGGGGACGCGGGGCUCAGGCGCGGCCCCAAAGGGGGACGCACACGGGCUCUCCUCCGUCCGCACCUGCCUCGGGAGGAUGAGCGCGCCGGAGUUCUUGGAAGCUCUUCCAAGGCAUCCCCGUUACUUUGCUUUGAAUGGGGAGCAAACCCCAGCUGGGAAUUGUCACUACAAAAUAGCAAAUUUGGGUAAAGCAGGAAGGGAUCUCCCUCAAGAAGCGCUCACGCUUUGUUUGGUGCAUCUCUUCUGUGCAUCUCUCCUGUUCCUCUUCCGUGGUUAAAGGUCUCCAGCCCCGCACGGAAGCAAAGGACGGUCUGCUCUCUCAUGCCUCGCCUCGCUGCUGUGCCCCGGUAGUCGCUGCUCCCGCAGGAUGGCAGCGGCCUCGUUCCGCUACGGGCUGACCAUCGCGGGCGCCGUGCUGCUGGUCACGGGCACGCUCUGCUUCGCCUGGUGGAGCGACGGCGAGGUGGGCUCGGCCGGCGGGGCUCGGCUGCUGCCGCCCCGGGAUGCCGAGGCCGUGCCCUCCUCCUCCUCCUCGUCCAGCGCCCUGCUGCGCUCCGUCAGCUUCUUCUGCUGCGGCAUCGGCGGCAUCCUGCUCAUCUUCGGCCUCCUGUGGUCCGUCAAGGCCAACGCCAGGGUGGUGUCCCGGCGCUACCAGUACCAUUUCCCCCGGGACCUGCAGUACUUCACGGCGGAGCCCGCGGAGAAGUGGAACUGCAGCUCCUGGGACUCCAGCGCCAUCCCCACCUAUGAAGAAGCCCUGACCUGCAGACCAGCCCAGGCUGCCCCGGCCUUUGUGCAGCCGCCGGGGCGGAAGGAGGAGCCCACGCCGCCCCUGUACCGCUACCUGGAGGACGAGGAGGAGGAGGAGGGCUGGCAGGGCGGGCGGCGGCGCAGCUCCUCGGACAGCGCCCUGUUCCGCCCCAGCCCGUCCUGGCUGGAGCCGGCACAGCCCCCGGAGCCGCAGGGAACGCCGCCCCCGAGCUACGAGAACAUCAUCGAGAGCAGCAUCGAGAGCAGCAUCAGGAACGGCAUCGGGAACACCAUCGGGAACAGCACCGUGCGGGGGCUUUGAGCCCGCCUGCCCGGCCGGGACUCUGCCGGGGCUGCCCGGCCCCCCAGCUGUACACGGAGCCCCAAACCCCGGGAUGGGGCACAGGAGGGUGGGCGAGCACUGGGGAGGCUCAGCCCGGCUCUCCCGGCUCUUUGGUGCUGGAAGAUGUGUUCAGAGCAUCGGGGGUAGCUGGCAUGUUUGAAAGCUUUAGUAUUUUUAAUAAAAGCACUGCUGGUUUCA